This is a messenger RNA of Durusdinium trenchii, 2388 nucleotides long. Lineage: Eukaryota; Dinophyceae; Suessiales; Symbiodiniaceae. The record is from the annotation of a GenBank genome assembly.
AUGGGGGAGGCCUCCACAGCGGAAGUGCUACUUGCGGAGGCCCUUGCGUCCGGGCCGCAUGCCUUUGGCUUGCGGCUCACGAAUCCCAGCCGUCAACCGAUCCUGAAUACGUGGGUCUUAGAGCUCAGUGAGCCCAGCGGCUUCCACCGUUGGAGCUCCCGACCCUUGGAUGGGUACCCCUUGGCAGAAAUCCAAUUCCCUCGACCGCUGGACGCCGUGAAUACUGCACUGAACACCGGUGGAAUGGCAGACGCGGCGCCGGUGGGGAUUUUCUUCGUCCUCCAGACGCCCGCCCAUGCGCUGCGCAUCAUGGCGCCCGCGCAGCACCAGUUGGGCUCGCUGCUGUCCCUGAAGAGCACCACCCACAUGUUCACCACCUCUGUGGAGGUGUUUGGACAUACCGCAGACGUGAAGAUUGCCACAGGUCUUGAGCCCGGCCUCACCUAUAGUCUCUACAUUCUGACCUCCAAUCCCACUGCACAGGUGGGUGGUGCCACCUGGUCUUUGGAGUCCUUCGGAGCGCGAAGCGAGCCCCUGGACCAGGGCGAGGUGGCCUCCUUCGAGUUGUUCCCUGCUGCAGACUUCCAAGUGGUGAACUUGGGCGAGGAAUACAGCAACCAAGAGAUCACCGUGCAGUUGACUUGCACCCUGCCGAGCGACCUGCACUUUGGAGACUCCUUGCUGGUCCAGGCGCCACCAGGCUUUCCCUUGGCUGACUUCCAAUGGCUGGGCCCCACGGUGUCGCUGUCAGCGGAGAUUUGGUGCCAUUUUGGGCCUUGCAUUUUGUCUGUGGCCUUCCUCAGCACUUGGCAGGGUGCAGCUGGCGUCGCGUUCGCGGCAGCGGAGCCCAUGCGCUUCACCGUGCGCGCGCGGAACCCCGCCAGCGCGCUGGAGCCUGAGAGUGCUUGGUGGCGCAUGGACCAGCGCCGCGGCGGCGCGCGCCGGGCCACGGCCGUGGCGGCCAGCUGGCCCAUUCGCCCGGAGUUGUCCAGCGCCUCGCUGCAGCUGCUGGGUCCCUCCUUGGCAGCACUGGCGGUGGCGAGCCUGCGGCUCCGCUUUGUGCCCGCCAGCCCCGCCGUGGCGUUGCGCCUGCGGGCGCUGUCUCCACCCGAGGUGUCCUUCGACGGGGCUGGCGGCGGCCCCGAGUUGCUUUUGCAGGGCCUCAGCCUGGUGCCUCACGUGGAGGUCUCCAUCCUCAUCACUUCUGUGCGUUUGGGCCGUGGUGGUGGGCCCAGCCGCUACUCUUUGCAAACCUUUCGGACGCCCUACGAGGGGGUAGUGGAUGAGCGCUUGGACUUCUUUGGCUUCUACCAAGCGGGGCGUGCUGAGGUCUCUGGCACUCUACAGGGCUCCCACAUGCUGGAGCCGACCGGGUGGCUGCGCACGUUGCCACCCCGGGCUGCGGAGAAGGGAUUCAUCACUUUGAACCUCGUCUUCUCGAUGGACCUGUUUGCUGGUGAUGUUUUGAUUGUCACCUGCCAGGGCUUGGGUGCCUAUGUGCUCUUCAGCGACUCGCUGGUGAUGGAGCGCCUGACCUUCGUCCUGACAGGGGAGGCGAUGCCCGUGCUCGCCAGCAACCAGGGCGAGCACGAGUUGCACAUCGCGCUGGACACCGGCGGCAAUGCUUCCAAUGGCUCGGCGUUGGUUGCUGCCCAGUUUGCUAGGCUGCACUUUCAGGCCAUCCCCACGGCUGAAGCCAACACCUGGAAGGUCGAUAGCUGGAGCGGCAGCACCCUCAGCAACACCAACGAUGGGACCUUCCCGGGGUUUCAGCCGGUUCUUCCGCUCUUCGUGGAGCUGGUCCCGACCCGAGCGCCCCCCGACGCGCGCAUCGCGGUGAACCUGAAGGUCACAGCUGCCGCCAGUAGCAACCAGCUGAGACUGGUGGCGCCCGAGGGCUUUCGCUUCCCCAGCUUAUGCGGAGACUUGUGUGCCUCCUUCGGGGAAUUCUUUGAGGACACCGCGCGGGCCAUGGCCACCCUCUCUUCCUCCUCCUCGCUGCUGGGGGAGUCCCUGACCUUCCAGGUCCUCACGCCCCUCCGCACGCCACAGGUCGUCACUUGGCUCGUGCGCGCCUACGGUCCCACUGGACAGUUGGAUGGCUGGGGGGUCGCUGCAGGCUUCAAGGUGGACCAGAUGCACGUGCAAGUUUGGUACGGUGCCGUGCCAGGCUUGCAGAAUGCCGAGCUCGCCUUCGUGUUCACCUUGGACCUUCGAUCGAUUCGGUCGUUUCGGCUCUCAGUCCGUCACCGGUCGACCGGAGCGGACCGGAGCGGACCGGACCGGUCCAACGGUCGGGACCGUGCCGGAUCAGGUCUCAACAUUGAAUCACAGGGGACAUUCCGAAAUCAGAAGAUGUGUUAUGUGAAGAUGAUUGAAGAUGUGUGA